Messenger RNA from Parasteatoda tepidariorum (common house spider), 9112 nucleotides. The record is from RefSeq and is a predicted model, not a curated record. NCBI's taxonomy places the organism in Eukaryota, Metazoa, Arthropoda, Arachnida, Araneae, Theridiidae.
UAUAUAUAUACAGAUAUACUGCCUUAUACUUUUAUCAGAUACUAUUUUCCGAGUUUCGUAUACAAUUCCCUGAAAUUUAGCUACUCAAAAUGCUUCCAAAUGAUUCGGCGAUUACUUCUUUUCGAAUGAAAAGAAAUAGUGUUAAGGAGUCCGAAAACGAAAUGACUGGUAUCAAGACUAAGACAGGUUUUUGCAAAAACUUUGAAUUCGGUUCGAAAGUUAGUGGCCUCUUAGCCGACGUUAUGGGAGACAUGCCGGAUCCCAGAAAAUCAGGAGCUCUUUUGGCCGUGAUUAGUCAUAUUGGACAAGCUGGUAUAAAUGUCACGUCUACAGCUCUAGAAUGUGAUGAUUCUAAAUUUGAAGACAUCAAAAUACUGAUGAAAAAACGAUUUAAUACAAUAGAUAAGAAAUUUGAAAUACAUGCAGAAGCUUUAGAAGAUGUUUCUCAUAAAGUAAGUGAUCUGUUAUAUAAAUUUGAUAGUUACCAGAUGUUCCGCGGGCAAAAAAUAGUGACAUCUGAAGUAAUAGGUAAUAAAGAGAUUAAGUCAAUUAUAAAUAAUAUAAAUAUUUUCAAUAAGUACUACGAAGAAGCUAGAGAAGAACUUAACGGAUAUGGCAAAGAUGAGUACUUCGAGGAAUUAAGCAAAGAAAAAAGCAUUUUGAAUACAUUAGAAAACUAUUCGGAUUCUAGAAACAGUUUGUAUUCAGCUUUGUACGAGCUUAUAGAUAGGAGCGACAACUACGCGAUUCCCGAUGAUGCUACAGAUGAUAACGCUUUCCUGGUAUUGUAUGCUCUGUUUCAUGGCACACAGACUUAUUUUGCUGUUAAAGUUCUUCUUAUAAAGCAACGUGCUUAUCUUGCAAACUACUAUUACGAACUGGGGGAUUUCGAAGGUUUCAACACACAGCUUCGAGCUAUAAAGUCCUUGACAACAAAGUUUAAAGACUCCCUUUUCACCGAUGUUAUAAGUAUAAUAAAUCAAGUAAAGAACAAAAGUUUCAUAAAUGAUGUGAAAAACGAAUGGUACAGAGGCAUUUCCGAUACUAUUCUGCUUGAUCUGAAGGAAAGUGUGGAAGAGAUUGAUUUAAACAUGAUCGAUCAUGAUAAGGAAAUAGUUGAAGUAAAAUCCAUCAACUUCUCACAGUCUGAUAUAACUUCCAAAUAUGGCGACUGGAAAGACAAGUCAACAGUAAGUUAUGCGGUGCAGUUAAGAAAUAAGAACAAGUACUCAAAAUUCAGUCGUUGGUCUGAGGCAGAAGAAAUUGGAGAUAAAGCUAACCCCAUGAUUACAGUUCCUCAAGAUAAACAAGGAAGAGAGAGACUUAUAUUCCGAAAGUUUGAUAAGGGCUCCAUCCAGUUUGUUGGUGUCCUAAUGGGCUUAGAAACAAGCUUUAGAGACAUAAAUAGAGAUCUCUAUAAUGCUGUUGGAAGGGGGGAUCAAGAUUUGGCCUAUAACCAAACUAAACUACUUAUUGAAAACGGAGCUAAUAUUACCGCAUUGUUUGAGCAUAAACGAAACAUGAUACACGCUGCUUCUUCAGCUGGUAAUGAUAGAGUUGCAGCUGAUUUUCUAUUCGGUGAGCUCGAUGUUAAUUCUAAGGACAAAAUGGGAUACACUCCCCUCCAUUUAGCAGCUGAAUCAAAUCAAAAAGUGUUUAUACGUGAGCUAAUUAAACAGAACGCUAAUGUAAACGUACAAGCUGGAGUGGAAAAGUUAACUCCUUUGCAUGUUGCUGCUAAAAAUGGAUACUUGGAGUCGGUGAAAGAAUUAAUGAAAUCUAAAGACCUAUCAAUUGACGCAGUGGACAAAAAUGGAUUCACAGCUUUGCAUCAUGCUAUACAUAAGAAAGAUAAUUCUAGAAUUCUUCACGCUUUAAUGAGUAACACUGAUAUAAACGUCAACAUCAAAACAAAAUUAGGCUUAGCUCCUUUACAUUUAGCUGCUAUAAAUGGUUUUUCCAAAGUAAUAGAUGCGUUAGUUACUAGUACCAAGUUAGAGAAUAUUAACGAAACCAAUGAUGACGGUGCAAAUGCCUUGCAUUUUGCGGCCAUGGCUGGAAACUAUUUUGCUGUAAAAAAACUGCUUUCAAUGGAUAACAUUGGAAUCAAUCAAGUCACUUUCAAAAAUAAAUUGACGCCUCUGCAUUUUGCUAUCUAUUUCAAGAAUGGAAAUGUAGCGUCUCAAUUACUGAAAGAUCCCAGAAUUGAUAUAAAUUUAGUUGGUCGGGGAAACAUCACUCAUUUACACCUAGCUGUUGCCUCUGGAGAUUUACAAACAACUUCUAUCUUACUAAGCAAAGGAGCAGAUAAGGAAGCAAAAAUCGAAGAUAGCGGUUACACCGCUGUCCAUCUUGCUAUGUUGCGCAGUAAGCCAGAUGCUUUACUUUUUUUAAUCAAUAAUAAUGCAAAUUUAAAUGCUCAGUCAAACGAUGGUUCCACUGCUCUACAUUUAGCCUGUAAACAUCGAAAAAUGGAAUUCCUUGACGUGCUGCUCGAAGCAAAUGUCGAUGCAAAACUUACCGAUAAAAACGGUUAUUUAGCCAUUCAAAUCUCAAUCGAGAAUAUGGAUUUAAAUUUUGUGCGAGCUAUUGUAGAAAAAAAUCUCAAUAUAGUAGAUGAGGAAACAAAGGAAGGCAGGUACGUCAAGGCAUUGGCACACGAAAAAAGUUUUCGCGUUAUGUAUCACUACCUUAAAAACAGGGAUUCACCAGAGUAUGAUAAAUAUUACGGAUUAGAACCAGUUGAAGUCUUCAGAAAGCUAGGCGUACACGAUCUUUUUGAUAUUAUAUUGAAUCCUAGCAACGAUCCAGAACAAAAUAGAGAAGAAUCGGUCAGAUAUAUUUAUGAAAAUAUUGUUUUGCCAUGCAUGAAGAAGGAAAAGAAAGGCACUCCUUGUGAGCUUGGCAAUCCUAUGAAUAGCCGUCUGGAACGUAGUAUUGAAUUACAUGAUACCAAUCUAUUUCCAAAGUUUUCCGCUAAUUUUUUGCCAGAAAAAGGUUUUGCUUCACAUUCAUUGGAAUCAUCAAGUAAUAAAAAUUCCUUUUCAAGCUCAGCAAGCAAUGUUUUGCAAAAUGCAAAUGCUAAUAGCGUAUUGCUUUUGAUAGAUCUCUUGGUAAGGAAAUUCGCAAAUAAAAAACACACUUCACCUGCCAGGAGAGAAAUAUCUAGUUCAGAUUCUCGAGCCAAAGUGUUGAUAUUGAUUGAAAAAUUCGAAAAGCUUAUCGAUUCAAUGAGUCCAAGUCCCGCAAAGGAAUUAAUAAACUUAUCGGAAGUCAGCUCAAAAGUUUAUAAGGCACUAGAAAAUGAAAAUUAUAGUCAAAUUGAGGACAUUUUACGCUUCUACAUUAAAGAAUUUUUGAAACCUGAUGAAGUUUCAGCUUUGAUAUCAAAAUUAAAUCUAGAUGAAUUUUUCGAUGCCUCUUUCUCAAUCGUCUUUAUACUUCAGUCGUUGCAAAAACUCGACCUUUGUGUAAAAGUGCAUGUUGAAGAAAUGGCUGCUGCUUUGUCUGUAACGAAAAGAGACGAAGAUUCAGAAUAUGAAGAAGGUAUGCAGGAGAUAGAAGAUCGUAAACAGACUUGCAAGGCUUUAGAAUACGCUGGUCAUGUAACGGGUCUCGUUACUGACCUGAUUGACGAUAUUCCAGAGAUCCCUUUUGUCACCGACACAAUGAAAAAAGCAGCCUCUGGGAUAGCAAUGGCGGCACACAUAGCCCAGUUCGGCAUGAACAUUCAAGCAACCACUUUGGAGUGUGAUGAUGUAAAUACUGAUGAGAUAAAGUUGAUUAUGGACAAGAGAUUCAAUGAAGUUGACCGGAAACUUGACAGGAUGACUGAAGCCUUGGAAGAGGUUUCACGAAAGGUCAGUGAAACUUUGUUGCUUGUUGAUAGAACAAGAGAAGAAAUGAAUAAGGGUUUUCAAAACAUUUUGGCUACUUUAAAAAAUAUGGAUAUUGAGGGCGUAGUAAACAGGAUCUACAGUUUUUCUCGGUAUUUUGAAGAAAAAAGGGACGAAUUAAGCAGUUUAGAUAAAGAAGGAUACAUUUUCAGAUUGACUGAAAAGGGCGGUGUACUUGAUUACCUGAAAAAAAUUAGGACGCCAGAAGGGUUACAUUCUGAUUUACUUAAACUUAUGGAUGAAACCUAUAACUAUGCGAUUCCUGAGGACGCGGGAGAUGCAAAAUCUUUUCAAGCUUUAUACGCUUUGAUAUAUGGGAUACAAACAUAUGGUUCAGUCAUGUUUUUUCUUCUGCAGAAGCAUACAUAUCUCGCUGACUACUAUUACCAGAGAGGAGAUACUACAGCAUUCAACAACCAGAUAGAAAUACUAAAGACAACCUUAAGGGAGUUUCAGACUUCUCUUACGGGUAAAGGUCCUUUACGGAGUUAUACAGAAAUACAAUUUUCGUUAGAGCCUACAUCACUGAUUCAAAAAGUUGAAGCCAUCUUAAGAAGAGUAAAAAAUAAGCCUUUUUACAGCGAUGCUAAACUUAGUUCAUUUAAAGAAAUCGAAAGCCAAUUGGACGCACUGUUUGAACUUAAAUCAAAAAUUAGGUCGAUGGAGCUGAGCAUUAUAUUUGACACACCAAAAGGUAUAUCUGAUUAUGAAUUCAAAAAGCCUAUUAUCAAGUCUGAGUAUGGUGUCUGGGAUAAUAAGGCAAAAGUCAGGUAUGCCGUUCAACUGAGAGGCAAUGGUAGUUACUCAAAAUUUAGCGAGUGGUCAGAACCUUUAAAAGUAGAAGGCAAGGCGAAUCCAACCCUUAUUGUUCCCGAAGACCAGCAAGGGAGAGAACGACUGGUAUAUCGAAAGGUUAAUGAUGAUACCCCUCAAUUAAUAGGCAUUUUGGAUAAGAAUGUAAUCGAAUUUAGAGAUAUUGACAGAGAUCUUUACAAUGCUGCUAAAAGAAAAGAUCAAAGCUUAGCUAUGAAAGAGAUUGAUAUGCUGUUAUCAAAGAAUGCUAAUGUUUCUGCUGUUUUUGAUCUAGGUAGAACGCUCCUGCAUUCUGCUGCUGAAAGUGGAAAUGUAUUAGUAGCAUUACGAUUUUUGAUCGACACUGUGGUUUCUGACAAUGGAAAUGGUACAAAUGAGGCUCCUUUAACGGUAAAACCAGGACCCAUAAAUGUUGAUGCGAAAGAUCAAAAAGGGUAUACCCCUAUGCACGUGGCCGCAGAAACAAGAAAUUCAGGUUUUAUAAGUCUGCUCAUAACACAUGGAGCGAAAGUAAAUGAACAAACUUUUUCAGAUAAGUUGACUCCAUUACACAUAGCAGCCAGAGAAGGGCACUUCAAAGCAGUUCGUAACUUAAUAAAAGACGAAGCCAUUGAAAUUAAUAAACCUGAAAAAUCAGGUUACACUCCUCUACAUUUCGCUGUCAAUGGUGGAGUUAAAGUUAUUAAUCAGUUACUUACUCACAAAGAUAUUUUAGUUGAUGCAAAGUCUGAAAAUGGAUUCACACCAUUUCAAUUAGCUGUCAUGAAAGGUGAUCGCUACGCAGCAGAUGCUUUGAUUAAAAGUGGAAAAGUUGAUAUUAAUGCUGGAAACGAGGAUAACAUGACUCCUUUGCACAUGGCAGCCAUGUCUGGGAAUGAUGAUAUGGUAAACUUCUUGUUAUCUCAAACAAGUAUCGAUGUUAAUGCAUUGUCAACAAGUGCUAGCUGGACCCCAUUGUACUCAGCUGUAUAUUUUAAAAAGAAAGGUGUAGCGUUUGAAUUAGUGACAAAAUCUGAAGUGCAUAUAGCAUCGAGAGACAGUGGCACACCUUUACAUGCUUCCAUAGCAACUGGUCAAGUUAAAGUGUUUGAAAAGUUAUUAGAAAAGCAAGCGAAUAUAGAGGCGCAGACUAAUGAAGGUCUUCGUCCUCUUCAUCUAGCAGCUAUGCAAGCAAAUCCGGAAUUCCUUUCGAAACUAAUACACAUGAAUGCAGAUAUUAACGUAGUAUCACACGAUGGAUCAACUCCUUUACAUUUAGCUUCAAAUUCGGCAAACUUAAGCAAGUGGAGCUUCUAUUAAACAAAGGAGCCAACACAAAGAUACAUGAUCAAGCUCAAUUGCACGCAAUUCAAUAUGCAGCCAUCAAUAUGGAUUUCAAAAUCAUAAGAGAAUUUAAACGAAACAGCGCGGCUGCGCUUCGCACUACGGAGCUUCUGGCUUUCUGUGAUGAAUACAUAUUUAGAAUUAUGUACCAUUAUUACAAGUAUAAGGAUUCAGUGGAAUAUGGAAAAUACAAAAAUUUAUCUCCCUUCGAAGCUUUUCGCGAAUUAGGAGUAUAUGAGUUUUACGAUGAAAUUGUUAAUAACCGAGAUAUUACAAACACGACAGUAACUAAUAUAUUUGAAAACGAAGUAAAACCCUGCAUCGAGAAAGAGAAAACUCACAGUAAACUUAUCGAAUGUUUACAUGAAUUAUUCAUUCCGGAAGAUACAACAGACAAAUACAAGUUUUUAAUGAUGACUCCAUACCGGUCAGGGUCUAUUACGCACCCUCCUCCGGAAACUCGUUCCAUUAAGAGUUCUGAUGCAUUCAAGCCUCAGAUUCAAGGGAUUAAUGAAAAGGGAAAUUCAUUCUAUAAAUCUGAAAUUUAUAUGAAACAAAAUGGUGAUACGAAUGGGUUAUUAAUUUUAUUGGAUGUUUUUGUGAGAAGACUCACCAACGAAAAACAUAAUUACAAUCUUUAUGGGGGAGUAUCAAAUCUGGAAGCUCAAGCUCAGUCGUUAGACAUCGUUGAAAAGUUCAGCAACCUUGUAAAUAACACAGCCGUGGAUGAGAUGAUUGAUUUAUCAGAAGUACACUCAAAAGUCUACAAAGCCAUUGCAAGUGGUAAUGCAUAUCAGGUUCCAAAGCUUCUUUGUGCUUAUGGAAAAGGUUUAGUCAAUCCUGAGAGGAUUAAAAAGCUGUUUCUACCAUCAACUAAGAAAUUUGUUCAGAAGAAACGUCUUGAGAAGUCUGCCUAUUUAUUCACUAAAUCUUGCUUAAUGGAAUCCGGCCGGGAAAAAGGUGAUAAUACUGGUAUCAAUUUGUGGUAAGAAUGCAAAUUACUUGCCAAAACUACUGUUAACUUUGGAAAACAAACAAUAUUUGCUGAAGCUUUCCUUUAUUAUCUGCACGCUUGUUCUUAAACUUACUCAAACCAUUUUAAAAUUUAAAAUUAAGGUUCAAUAAGUCCCAAUUUUUGAAAUUUUGGUAUCGCCUCUCUUCGUUUAAUUUUCACUGAAUACUUCUGUUUAAUUUCUGUAUCUACUUUAAAAAUAUUACGAUAUUGGUCAACAAAAAUUAAGAUUGGAAAAACCUUAUGAAUAUGGAAAAACUCUGGCAAUAAAUCUGAAGAAAACGGAAACAGAAAGUUUCAAUCAUAAGCAGUUUUUUCUCCUGUUUGAUUUAUAUGAAAUAAAUAAGCGGAACAAGGUUUUGAAUAUUGUCACUGCUAAUUUUGCUAAUCAAUCACUGUUAAUUUUGAUAAUCAUAAUUUAAAUCACUGCUAAUUUUGUUAAAAAUAAUUUUUAAAAAAAUAAUAAACUUAAUUUUCACAUAAAUUAAAAUUAAAUUAUAUUUCGACGAAUUUCAAACAAACAAUAAUGUGCCCUCUUUAACUUAUAUAUAAUUCAUUUGAAGACGUAGCAUAAUGUCAGAAAACAAGAAUGACAAAUAUUGAUAGAAUGAAUUAACUUAGCAGGAUUUUUGCAUUUUCACAAGUCCAUAAUUGGUAGCAAUGCACUUCAUUCUUCUUCACGCGAAGAAUUUUAAAUGAAUUUUUUGACAAUGUGAAAUAAAAAAAGGAAAAUAAUAUGAGAGUAUUGGAUAAAUUCAUACAUAUAAGUAAUGUAAUAAGAACUGAAAAUUUAGUUUAUGAAUUAAUAUUUGAUUAAGAAGUAAUUUUCCAUAUUUUUCAACAUUUUAGACCAAGUAUAUUAAGCCAUUCAGUAAAAAUUAAAGUUUAAUUACUUUUAAAUUUUCAUAUUGAUUUCCAUAAAGCAAUAAAUUUGAUUAAAUCCCGUUAUUUAGAGAUAUAAAUUAUCGAAAAAUCAUUGAAACAUCGAAUUUAUAAUUCCAAAGUAGUACCUUAAUGCAAACGUUGAGUAGAAACUUAGAUAAAUCAAUCAAAAUUUAAUGAAUAUACAAGCUCUGUUUGAUUUCAAAUUAAAAUUAUAAUUUUUUGUACUUAAUUUAAAUUAUUUAAAUUUAAAGUGUAAUCAGAAGUGUAAUAGACGAAGAUUGUACAACCCAUAUUCAUAUAAAAUUCUUAAGAAAUAAAGAAAAAAUUUUGAUAAGUUACUUAGCAUUUUCAAACUUGUGAUUCUUUGCAAAAGUGAUUGUUUCAUUGAAAUUUAAUAAUUUUUAAAUGAUUUUACCCUUUUUAUCACUUUAAACACUCUUUUUCUCCUCGCUAAUAAUGGUAGAGGGUAUGAUAUCAAUAAGCACAAAAAUAGACUCCCUAUAUAGUACAAGCGCACCCACUCACUAUCUUUUUGACUUAGAUAUUCCUGCAAAAUUAUUGACAUGUCAACCACUGCAUCUAUUUUAUGACGUCAAACACUAGUAUCUCUACAUGUUUAUCUCUUUUAGAAACAUUUCAAUACUGUCUGCACAAAAGCUUUACUCCUGGUUCUACACUAUUUAUUGAUUUAUCAGAAACUAUUUUUUUAGCUGGUCGUUGGUUUCCUUUUUGUUGGAUUUCACUGAACAUACUCGUGCAAUUCAUAGAUGUAUAAACAGAAAAUACUGAAACAUAGUCUGAAAUCCAUGUUUACGCGUGAAUUAUUCUUAUUUUCGUGACAGUUCUAGAACAUCGCACUUGUCAUACAACUUCGAUACAUGUUCCUGCAUUUCUUUGUUUGUUUCUUGCGUUGCAAUUUUAAGUGUUGAAGCCUAACACGAUCAGCUCAACCUCAACAGUACGGAAGAUGCUUGGUGUAAAGGAGAUUCCAUGCACUUGUUUGCGAAUAUCUUUAUAAAAACUUUUAUUGCCAUGUAUAAAUCUAUGAGCAAUAGAUUUUUAAGCAACAGAGAAUGUUGUGUUAAUAUUCUAUUAUUACGAAUUACUAAUAUUGUGAUAAGGAAUGAAUUAUAAUUCUUAACAUGUGUAUUUUCGAAACUAAUAUUAAACAUUUGAACAGUCA